AUGUCCGAAGCAACUGAGGUUAAAAAGGUCGGCCAAACUCCAGUAUCAAACAGUGAAGCCGUUAAAGUAGCUAAUACUAGCGGAACUACACCUGUUGAUACCUCGAAAUCUACCGAUAAGAAAAAGAAGAAAAAGAAGAAGAGAACUAAUAUUAGUAAGAUUGAAAACUAUUUCCCAGACGGUGUAUACCCAGAAGGUGAAUGGAUGAAUUAUGACCAAGAUUUUAAUUUGGCUCGUACCACCGAUGAGGAGAAAAGGUACCUGACGAGAGAUUUAGAGAACCAAGACCAUUGGAAUGAAGUCAGAAAAGCAGCUGAGAUUCAUCGUAGAGUAAGAAAGAAUGUGGAAGGUAAAAUUCAUCCUGGGAUGAGAUUGACUGAGAUUGCAGAUCUUAUAGAAAACACUACAAGAAAAUAUACAGAUGCUGAAGAUUUGACAAAAAUGGAUGAUCCUACAAGUAGAGGUAUUGGGUUUCCAACAGGUCUUUCUAUUAAUGAUAUUGCAGCUCAUUUCACCCCUAACAAAGGUGAUAAAACUAUUUUGAGAUACGAAGAUGUUAUGAAAGUAGAUUUUGGUGUUCAAGUUAAUGGUAAUAUUAUUGACUCUGCAUGGACAGUUUCAUUUGAUCCACAAUAUGAUAAUUUAUUAACUGCCGUACGUGAAGCUACUAAUACCGGUAUAAAAGAGGCGGGUAUUGAUGUUAGAUUGACGGACAUUGGUGAAGCUAUUCAAGAAGUCAUGGAAUCAUAUGAAGUAGAAAUAAAUGGUGACACAUAUGGUGUCAAACCAUGUAGAAACCUAUGUGGACAUAACAUUGGUCCUUGGAGAAUUCAUGGUGGUAAAUCUGUACCAAUUGUUAAGAAUGGUGAUAUCACUAAGAUGGAAGAAGGUGAACAUUUUGCCAUUGAAACUUUUGGUUCUACAGGGAGUGGUUAUGUUACCACUGAAGGUGAAUGUUCUCAUUAUGCUGUUCAAGAUUAUGACUAUGAUGCUCCUUCUUUACCAAGUGCUAACAAACUAUUAGAGACAAUUAAUAAAAGUUUUGGUACUUUACCAUUCUGUCGUCGUUACUUAGACAAGAUUGGUGAAGAUGAGCACGAAUAUGCGUUGAACUAUCUAGUGAAACAAGGUUACGUCCAGGAUUACCCACCGUUAGUUGAUAUCCCAGGUUCGUACACUGCUCAAUAUGAACACACUAUCUUGUUACACCCAAACAAGAAAGAGAUUGUGUCGAGGGGCGAUGAUUAUUAA
Molecule: messenger RNA, 1251 nt
Organism: Maudiozyma barnettii
Lineage: Eukaryota; Fungi; Ascomycota; Saccharomycetes; Saccharomycetales; Saccharomycetaceae
Gene: MAP2
Product: methionine aminopeptidase
Exons: 1
Coding region: 1-1251 (416 amino acids)
Biological process (GO): proteolysis
Molecular function (GO): metalloaminopeptidase activity
Source: RefSeq, a predicted model, not a curated record